Passer domesticus (house sparrow) is the source of this 2504-nucleotide messenger RNA. RefSeq names its product coiled-coil domain containing 51 (gene CCDC51). The transcript is spliced from 5 exons. Bases 1184 to 2443 code for a protein of 419 amino acids. The record is from RefSeq and is a predicted model, not a curated record. NCBI's taxonomy places the organism in Eukaryota, Metazoa, Chordata, Aves, Passeriformes, Passeridae.
GCGGGAGAAGCCGGCCGCGGGAUGCGGUGCCGCCGCGGCCGGGCCGGGCCGCGCUCGGCGGGGGCGGGAGCCGUGCCGCGGGGCGCCGCUCGCCGCCGGCUCCGUGUGCGCGGCUCUUUGGGGCGUCGCUGCCGUCUGUCAGUGGCGGCCGGCGCAGGAAAGGCUGCUUGCGAGGGAGGCGAGAGGGGAAGCAGGCUCGUAGCGCAGUUUAACACAGCGUUCUUGUGUCCUCCGAGCUCAGGCUGAGACCGCGGUCAUCGCAGUCUGGCUGUCUGCAUAGAAAUCCUUAAAUCUCAACUUUCCCCCUCUUUUUUUUUCUAUUCUCCAGUAGCCUGAAUAUUAGGUUAAACUCUUCAGGUAGUAUUGCAGUACGAGAGGGGAAUUUUGCAGUCUGGAAGAGACAAAAUUGAGAUUAUAUUUACUGUGACCUGCAGUGCAGAGUAGCUGUGCAGCACUGCUGCUGACAGGAGAUGUGUGAGUGAUGCUGGCAGGAGGGAGAACUUCUUCCAUUUCCAUAUUCCUGUGGGUUUGAUCUUACAUGUUAUGCAUGUGAAACAACUGGUAAGAUUUUCAUAAUGCCACUUGGUGUUAUUAUUAGUUGUUAGAGCUAGUCAGCAGGGGAAUGAACCUGUAGUGGUCAGAAUUUUUCCGGCCGUUUCAGUACUUUUUUGUGGAGAUGCCUGUAUUAACCACCUAAAAUUAACGAGGAAAGCUGUAUUAAAAUAAUUUUUUUAACUAUGCAGCAGCUAUCAAGUGUUCUCAAUAAAAAUUCAUGUUUUCAUAUUAUAAUAGUCAUACUCAAAUUUCAUAUAAAACCCGACUGAAAAGUUCUCCAGUUUCUAGUUUUUAGGGUAAUGUGCCUCAGUAGAAUUCUAAGAUCAUAUUUAAAAUCAGUAGACAACAAGCCAUAAGUAGCAGCCUGCUUUUGCAAGAAUUGUGAAGGCACAAACCACGUCGUGCAGUCACUGCUCUGCUGAAGCACUGAAUUUCUCUGAAGUUCUCCUGCUGCUCCUGGAUCUGCACAUGAUCGCUGUUCACGCCGUGGGUGAAUUAGUAAUCAAGAAGCAUGAAGCAUGGUGGGAGUACUUCCUAACAGAAAAUCAGGAAUCUGUGGCACAAUUGCACUUUGUUGAAAAUUGUGUAAAGUUCUCUAGCACUUUUAUUUAGUAAUUAAAUUCAAGACAUGGGGCCUAUGAAAUACAAAUCAAGCAUGUCCUCAGUGUCCUGUGGUCUGCAGUAUCACCAUUCACUGAUGAAGUGGAGUCCAAAAGUGAAUUUACACAUGGUGAGGACUUACUGCCCAUCGGCGCCCAAGAGGCCCGAAGCCAAGUCUGCAGUGGAAAUGGCCAUGGGUCUCCUUCAUCGGAUCACAGAAUCAGGGACUCUUAUGGGCAAAAACUCCCUCCAAAAAGUGUCUGCAACGUGCAGGAACUGGUGGGACAGAUACGAAGAAUUUGUUGGAAUCAAUGAAGUUCGAGAGGCUCAGGGAAAAGUGACAGAGGCAGAAAAUGUCUUUAUGAUAGCUCGAGGGAUAGUACGAGAGGCUCGUGAAAAUGUAGAAGCCCAACAGAUUAAACUGAAGGAGAUUCGGGAUCGCUUAGACAGGGUCUCUCGGGAUGACACCCAGUAUUUAGAACUGGCUACUCUGGAACACAGGUUGCUGCAGGAAGAGAAGAGGUAUCGAGCUGCAUAUUUAAAUGCAGAAGAAUCUGAGAGAGAAAAGUUCUCUCUCUUCUCUGCAGCUGUCAGGGAAAGCCACGAGAAGGAGCGCACAAGAGCUGAGAAAACAAAGAACUGGUCUAUUAUUGGCUCUGUGCUGGGAGCUGUUAUAGGUGUUCUUGGUUCCACCUAUGUCAAUCGAGUAAGGCUUCAAGAAUUGAAAGUCUUGGUGCUUGAAGCACAGAAGGGCCCAGCCAAUUUACAAGAAGCCAUCAAAGAACAGGCCUCCAGCCAUUACUUGCAGCAGAAAGAUCUCAGUGAUGUCAUAGAAGACCUAAAAAAUGUGCUGCAAACAACAGCAUCGAAGGGAGGGAAAGAAGGGGCUUUGUUAACUAGAGAAACCAGGAAUGACUCCAUAAAAAUAGAUUCUCUUUUAAUGCCUUUAAAUGAGCAGCUAAACUACAUUAAACAAGUCAGUUCAUGUCUAGGGAGUUUACAACAGCAGUUUAACAGUCUGCAGGAAAGUAUCACACAGGUGCUGUCUGAGCUGCAGAGUGUCAAACUCGCCAUCCAGUCCCGACCUACAGAAAGAGUGAUGCCAAGGCCUUCAGGGGAGGGCAAGGGCCAGGCUGCUGCUGUGAGAGAUGUGAUUUUGGAGCUGUGUGACACGGAGCGCAGACUGGAAACGCAAAUCAAGAGAAGUUCUAUUUACAGCACUGCACUGACGUGUGCUAUGUUUGCCAUUACUCUGCCUGUACUCUAUAUCAUCCUGAAAGGGAACUGAUCCCUGAUUAAUUGCCACAACUUAAGGUAAAUUAAUUAAUAAAGGUAAACUUGCACUCUAA